Molecule: messenger RNA, 1869 nt
Organism: Penicillium subrubescens
Lineage: Eukaryota; Fungi; Ascomycota; Eurotiomycetes; Eurotiales; Aspergillaceae
Gene: gmdA
Product: putative general amidase GmdA
Exons: 4
Coding region: 60-1760 (566 amino acids)
Source: RefSeq, a predicted model, not a curated record
CUAAGACUGUAACUGACUGACUACACUGAUCUCGAAUAAAUUUCAAUCUACAAUAAACAAUGGCUACUGAAUCUCCCUGGCGUGUCCAAGGCGAAGCCAAACGCCAAUCUAUCCUCGACGCCAUCCCCGCCAAAUGGCGACUGGCAGACCCCGUUCCUCCUCCCACGGAGCUACGCGAUGUAACCGAAAGCUAUAUCCAGCAAUAUCUCAGCGAGCGUGAGAUUGAAAUUACCGAAUCUGAUGCCGUUGACAUUGCAGCGCAAACGACUACGGGUCGCUGGUCUGCCGUCGAAGUUACGGAGGCCUUUUGUCAUCGUGCUGCGUUGGCGCAUCAAUUAGUCAGUUGCCUACACGAGAUAUUCUUCGACGCAGCCAUCGAAAACGCAAAGAAACUAGACGCCUACUUUGCAGAGCACAGGCGUCCCAUCGGCCCAUUACACGGUCUCCCCGUUAGUCUAAAAGAUCAAUUCCACGUCAAAGGCGUCGAAACGACCAUGGGCUACGUCGGUUGGAUCGGUACCUUCCAAGGCAAAAAGGACGACCCACGCUUCCGCACAGAAGAAAGCGAACUCGUACGAGAACUGCGCAAUCUCGGCGCAGUCCUCUAUUGCAAGACCAGCGUUCCAGCUACCCUCAUGUCCGGCGAGACAAUCAACAAUAUCAUCGGUUAUACAUGGAAUCCGAAGAACCGCCUCUUAUCCUGCGGCGGCAGUUCCGGUGGCGAGGGCGCGUUGAUCGCUUUACGCGGUUCACCUGCUGGUUUUGGUACUGAUAUUGGUGGGAGUGUUCGGAUUCCUGCGGGGUUUAAUUAUCUUUAUGGGCUUCGUCCGUCAUCGGGAAGAAUGCCUUAUCAGGGCGCUGCUAAUUCGAUGGACGGGCAGAGUACUAUUUUAUCUGUAGUUGGACCGCUUGCGCCUACGGCGCGGUCUUUGACGUUGUUGUUUAAGAGUGUGCUUAGCCAGCAGCCCUGGUAUCAUGAUCCGCUUGUACUCGAGCUACCGUGGCGAGAUGCGGUUGUUGAAGAAAUUCGUUCUUGGAUCGAGCAGGCAAAGGCCGGAAAGUCAACUCUGGCCUUUGGUAUCAUGCACUGGGAUGGUAUAGCGCGCGUCCAUCCGCCUAUUGCUCGUGGAUUGAGAAUCGUCGAGCAGACAUUGAAACGACUCGGCCAUAAAGUUAUUCACUGGAGUCCGCCAUCUCAUGCCAUCGCCGGCACGUUGGGUCACCAAGCAUUCAACAUGGACGGCGGCGCCGAUGUAAGCCACCAUUUCGGUCUAUCCGGUGAAUCUAAAGCAGCCCAGAUUAUAAUCAACGACGGCGUCUCGAUAUCCAUGACCGAGCUCGCCGCACUGAAUAUCGCUAAACGCGAGUAUCAGAAGCAAUACAUGGACUACUGGAACAGCACUGCAGGACUGACAGGUACCGGGCGUCCCGUUGAUGGACUCUUUUGUCCACUGGCACCCCAUGCGGCGGUCAUCCCCAAUGAGUACCAUUAUGUGGGAUAUACCUCUUUCGUCAAUGUUUUGGAUUAUACCAGCGUGGCAGUGCCAGUUACAUUCGCGGAUAAAAAUGUCGAUGUGCAUCCAGCGGAUGCAUCUGUCGCUGAGUCGGCGGAGCAUAUUGAGUGGAAGUAUGAUGCUGAUACAUACCACGGCGCUCCGGUGGGAGUUCAGUUGGUUGGGCGGAGACUGCAGGAAGAGAAGAUGCUUACUCUUGCUGAGUAUCUCGGCGACGAGAUCUCCAAGACUGUUCAAGCAAAGUAGGUGAUUAAGAGGAAUUGAACUUGAGCUCUUUCUGGAUGACCAUAGCACGGAAAUCUUAGCUGAUUGGAUGGACUUUCGUUCAUCACAUUACGGUGAACCAAUUCUCAAC